This is a messenger RNA of Paramecium pentaurelia, 1482 nucleotides long. NCBI's taxonomy places the organism in Eukaryota, Ciliophora, Oligohymenophorea, Peniculida, Parameciidae. The record is from the annotation of a GenBank genome assembly.
AUGAAUUCCCUUUUUUUAUACUUUAAAGAUCCAAGAGUUGAAUAAUCAUAUUAGAUAUCAAAUUAACAUUCGAAGAGACUUAGUACAUUUAUAUGUUUAAGUUUUGGAUUCCUAAUUGCAUUUAUAGUCAAAGUAAUAUAAUCAAGUCAUGAGAAAAAUACUUAUGGAUUUACAUUGAAUUUAUCCAUGUUAAUUUACUUAGUUGUGCAAUUGAUUUUCGUUUGGAAAAAUAAUUAAUAUCUCAGAUUGGGUAUCAUCAUAUUAAAUCAUUCUGUCACUAUCUUUUUUAUUGCUUUUGAGGAUAGAUCAGGAGUAGAUAAUUAAAUGGCUAUGCUUUAAGGCGUUAAUUAGAUGGCAGCAACUUAUUUAUUGGUCUUGACUGGAGAAUACGUUGAUGGUAUGAUAACCAUAAUAACACUUUAAAUAUUUAGAUUACUUUGGGGGAUCUUUAAAAGUGAUGGCAUGCAAUAUUCUGCACUUGUAACCUCCACUCUUUUAAUCCUCUAUAUCAAUUAUUACAAUUAUUAGUAUAAUAAGGCAAAACGAUCGUAGUAUUUAUUAACUUUAGCUGACACAAGAUGGGAAGACAUUCUAAAAAAACUCUUAUUGCAAUAGUCAUAUAUGAUUUUGUAAUUUUCAGAGGAGAAUUUACACUUUUCUGUUAGGUAACUCAGAAAUUGUGAAAAACUCUUCAAAACAGAAGAAGAAGCCUAUUCGUUUUUGAAACAGGCCACUCAUUAAAAUAAAAUAAUGUAGAAUGUUAUCUAUGAUUUCAUAAGGAAAUUUUAAUAAAAUAAUUAAUAAACUUUCAACAAUACGUUUCUGAUUAAUUUUCUUAAAAGAACUAUAAGGGCUGAAAUUUCAAUUUAUUAAGGAGAUAAGCCUACCAUAUUACUAUUAUUUAAAGAGUUUUUUUAUGAAAGGAGAAUUAAUACAAAAAUAAUAUAAACUCAAUAUGAUUAAAUCAUAAAAUUGAUGGUAAAAAUACUUAAUCGUAUAAAUCAAUAUCCUAUUUGCAAAGAUAAAUAUCAAUCCAUAUAAAGAAAAUUAAUAUUUAUUCAUUUGAUUUAAAAUAUCAAAAGGGAUAUCAAAUUAAAGAAAAUAUCAUUAAAUGAUUUCCUCAAAAAUGCCAUUAAAUUACAUAGUCAUGUAAAAUUUAAUUUUUAAUAUUAUUGUAAUCCAUCUAUAGAAACAUCUGUAAAUAUCUUAUAAAUUGUAAUUUUGCAAAUAUUUCAAAAUAUACUAAGUUAAAACAUUAUUAUUAGAACAUCCUAUACAAAAGAGAAAAAGAUCAGAUGUCAAUUUUUAGGUUAUUUUAGCAUUGAAAAAAUUAGAAAAUUUAAAGACUAUUUGGAAAUACCAUUUUUACUAUUAUUUGAAUCAUAUGAUUUAAAUCAAGAAGGUAUAUAAAUAUUUAUAUAUAAAAUAGCAAUUUAAUUCGUCUUUCCUCAUUCUAUCGAUAUCCCUUUCAAUAAAUUUUGA